GCAGUUGUGUAUGCAUAACCAACGCCCCUCCAUCCGAAUCUCUCCUGUAUUCUUUUCUCAUCGUUUUCCAUUUGUUCUCACUCGAAUUUUCCAUUUCCUAAAUUAGUUGGCCUGUUUAAUUUCUUGGAUCCCUUCCAUGUUCUUUGCUUGUCUUCUUCUUAAUUAAUUUCUUGAAUUAAAAUGGAGAAUUCGGCGAAUCAUCAGGAGCAAGAUAAUCUGGUGAACGAGCUGACUCAAGGCAGAGACCUGGCCAAGCAGCUCCAGAAUCAUCUCAACCUUGCAUCCUCUUCUUCCCACGAAGCUCGCGAAGUUUUGGUCCAGAAGAUCCUCUCUUCAUACGACAAGGCACUGUCGAUGCUCAAGUGGAAUGGAUCCGCAGGAGAGCCGCCGCUGCCGGCCGCUGGCGCCAUUGUCAUGGCCGAGUCCCCGCCUUCGCUCAGCGGGAGCCCUCACAGCGACGAUUCGGAUCCCAGUUUCAAGGAUCAUGAACAAAGGGACGGAUCCAAGAAGAGGAAGAGCAUGCCACGGUGGAAGCAACAAGUGCAGGUAUGCCCCGGGACGGGACUCGAAGGGCCUCUUGAUGACGGCCAAAGCUGGAGGAAAUACGGGCAAAAAGACAUUCUCGGGGCCAAGUAUCCGAGAGGGUAUUACAGAUGUACUCAGAGGUUUGCCCAGGGCUGUUUGGCAACCAAACAAGUGCAAAGAUCCGACGAAGACCCAACAAUUUUUGAGAUCACUUAUAGAGGAAGACACACUUGCAAUCAAGGACCCCGUCCCCACCCAGGUUCAUCUCUGUCUUCAUCUCCAUCUUCCCCGUCGCCGGAAAACCGACAGGCAAACAUGGCCUUACAAAGUCAUCUGCAAGUCAACCCACCAAAGGUCAGCCAGGAAACCCUCUUGAACUUCAGGACAGGCGGCCUCAGAGUCAUUACUGAAGGCCUGGAGACUCACCACCAAAGCCAGCCAUUUCCUCCCUUCUUCCUGCCCUCUCCUUCCACGGCGGCCGAUAACAGUUUUCCGGCGAGACUCUCUCCUUCAUUCAUGGCGUCGCCGGUUUCCGGGUCAACCUUUUUCCCCACUGAUUUUGGAGAGAUUAGAGCCUUGCAGAGCGCGGAAUGUGAGCUCGCCGGAAUUGCUUCCACGGCGGCUUCAGCCACCAGCUCUCCGACCGUUGGAUUGGAUUUCCCGUUUGGCCCCAUAGAUGAGUUUGAGCCAAGCUUUUCUUUCGAUAACCCAGGAUUCUUUUCCUAAUUAAUUCCCACUUGAUCAAUCCGAGAUUCAUUAGUUUUGGUUGACUCAGUAGCAGCAUAAUCACCAUAGUUAUAUUUACAUUAUCCAUGCAGAAUAACAUAUUUCUGAUUGAGAUGUGUGGAAGCUUGAAGUAGGCAAGCAUUAGGCAAUAUUCAUCAUUUGAAGAUAAUCUUUGUAUCCAAUAUAUUCUCAUAAAUCAUUUUACUUUUCUUUUUCUUCUUCUAAUGUUGUAAUUAAAGGCUUAUAUAUAUAUAUAUAUAUUGUGAUCUAA
Diospyros lotus (date-plum) is the source of this 1522-nucleotide messenger RNA. RefSeq names its product probable WRKY transcription factor 53. NCBI's taxonomy places the organism in Eukaryota, Viridiplantae, Streptophyta, Magnoliopsida, Ericales, Ebenaceae. Gene Ontology annotation, biological process: regulation of DNA-templated transcription. Gene Ontology annotation, molecular function: transcription cis-regulatory region binding; DNA-binding transcription factor activity. Gene Ontology annotation, cellular component: nucleus. The transcript is spliced from 3 exons. The coding region runs from base 181 to 1251 and encodes 356 amino acids. The record is from RefSeq and is a predicted model, not a curated record.